Messenger RNA from Paraglomus occultum, 492 nucleotides. Lineage: Eukaryota; Fungi; Glomeromycota; Glomeromycetes; Paraglomerales; Paraglomeraceae. The record is from the annotation of a GenBank genome assembly.
AUGGAUAUGGACGGAGCCAGAAGCUUGAUUAGGACUUUUGUCGGCAGCCUAGUUAUGGCAUCCAUCAACGGUCUCGAACGCCAUUACCAGGCGGUCACGUUACACAUCUUAGAACACUCUAACGGCGCACAUGAUGAACUUCUACAAAAUCAUCAAGUUAGCAAAGCCAAGAACGUGGACUUGCAAAUAAUCCAUCAUGUAAGCCAGAUUUGGAUAAUUCUUUACAGUUCAGAUCGUACUCGAGAUUCUUGCAAACAGAUAUCGGAGCAUGACACUGGUAUUCAUAAGCGUUUGGUACUAGUGAUUCUGCUAAAAGUAACAAAUACCCUCCAACUCGAUGAGAGUAAAACUACCAUAGACCUUACGAUACACAGUCACAAGGGCCGUGAUGACUGUGGAUGCGAAUAUAUUCCACAGGCAACACCGCAUGCUGUGAUGGUCGAACAGCAUGACACUGAUGAAACAUUCGAUAUGAAAUUCCUUUUACGAUAA